GCUGUCCGUUUGCAUGUCCAGCUUCUAUCUACUGAUCACAAACGUCCUUCCUCUUUCUCUCCCGCUCUCCCUGGUCAAUAAGCCCACUGUAUUGUCUUCUCCUGCUUGGCUGAGCUGAACAGCUGAUCGUUACAAUCUCCAAGAUUGUGGCCAUUUCAGAAACGCAUUCACCCCGUAUCAGACAUGGAGUCAAACGAGACUGCUGCUUCUAAGCAGACCGAUGAACCUCUACCCACCCAAAACCGCACUUUCAGCCCCGAGGAAAAGGCAUCUCUUGGAUUUGGUCUGGAUACUUCGCUCGCGAUUCAGAAGGAUUUGACCUCAACUCUCAGACAAGACCUCAAGUUUUUCGAACGACAGAUCAUGCGACGUCAGCGAGACAUCGAGCGAGCCGCAGAGCAAGCUGUUCGACUGCACGAGGACAUCACUCGCUGGAAGGGAGAAGAGAAAGAUGCUGGUGAGAGAAUAGCAUACUUGGAGUCGUAUCUCAGAGACCUGCAGGACGUGGAGGUGAAGAUGGAAGUGCUGAGUGCGCAUAUGAAGGGGUGAUUUUUGUAUUGCAUUGGUUGCUCUCUUUCGUGCAUGAUUUGAUAGUCUGAUCGCGCAUACAUCAGACUUUGAUGAAGAUGGAUAGAAAGUAGUAUGUCAAAGAGAUGAGGGAGUACUACCAGGCUUACUUUUGAUAUCCCACAUCUUUGGAAUUUUC
This is a messenger RNA of Aureobasidium pullulans EXF-150, 706 nucleotides long. RefSeq lists its product as uncharacterized. Bases 184 to 549 code for a protein of 121 amino acids. NCBI's taxonomy places the organism in Eukaryota, Fungi, Ascomycota, Dothideomycetes, Dothideales, Saccotheciaceae. The transcript has 3 exons. The record is from RefSeq and is a predicted model, not a curated record.